AUGGCGCCCAAGCAACACAGAGAGAGCACAAAGGAGCCAAACACAAGCCUCACUAACCAAGCUGACUACACAGCACGGCUAGACAAAAUUUUUGCAGCAUUCUGGCGCAGGCUGGCACGGCGCCUACGCAUUCACGCUGAGAUCAGUCGUGAAACUCACCCCUCACUGCGACCACGAGGAGGGCACAAAAUGGCCGACGCACAGCGGGCACAGCAAAGCAAACACUACUGUUCGCUCCAUAAAGCCCGACAGCGAUUAAAAACCUAG
Molecule: messenger RNA, 267 nt
Organism: Pelobates cultripes (western spadefoot toad)
Lineage: Eukaryota; Metazoa; Chordata; Amphibia; Anura; Pelobatidae
Source: the annotation of a GenBank genome assembly